Laccaria bicolor S238N-H82 is the source of this 1623-nucleotide messenger RNA. RefSeq lists its product as uncharacterized. The transcript has 3 exons. NCBI's taxonomy places the organism in Eukaryota, Fungi, Basidiomycota, Agaricomycetes, Agaricales, Hydnangiaceae. The record is from RefSeq and is a predicted model, not a curated record. The coding region runs from base 1 to 1623 and encodes 540 amino acids.
AUGAAUAUCUCCGCCUGGACACGGAUAAAGUUACAAAGCGGUUCUCUCGCGUAUGAGAGACGGUUGGGAGUCACAGAGCUUGGCUUCUACUGGGAUACUGUUUUCGAAAGGACGGCAGACACUAUUCAGCAUGUUGAACUCGAAAUUCUACAAACCGAUCGGAUGGACUUGAUCGAUCCAAUAAAUGUAGAAAAUACCUGGUUGACUCUGAAGCAACAAUUUCCUCUCCUUGGUACUCGGCUUGAGGAGCGCGAAGAAGGAAAAGAGGUAUUUUUCGUGGUCGAUCAGGCGCGACUUGUCCGCUCUAGACCGGAAGAAAUAGAGUACUGGACUAUUUCUUCAGGCGAACAGGCGCAAGCAAUUGUUGACAAAGUCGUAAAUGAGCAAAGCCUUUCAAACAACCUCCCCGCCAAGGUUCUUUUCCUCCCUCGAAUUGACCAGCCAAACACCUUUCAUUUAAUUUUCAUCAUCGCCCAUUGCAUCACAGAUGGAACUGCUAAUACCACCAUAAUAAGAACUUUCCUCGAUUAUCUUUGUUCCGCUUCCUCUCGCAACACGACAUGGCCUCUAGAACAACGUCUAGCGUUGUCAGUAGCAUCGGAGGAAGUUGAUCCCAACCGCCAUUUGAGUCCUGCGAAAAAAAGGUGGCGACGGGCAAUUGGACAUACCAUAGCCGCCAUCAGGUCGUCGAAGAUAUCGGGCGGUCACACUCUGCCUCGCAAGGUGUCUCCAGUAACACGGUACACACCAGCCCGCUCCAGUCGAAUCGCAUGUUCGUUUUCGAAAGAGCUGUCUCAUUCAAUCCUUCAAACCUGCCGCCAAAAUCACAUAACAUUUGGAAAUGUAUAUCCGGUAAUUGCGCAGGUAGCCCUUACGAGGGUCUUGUGUAGGCGUUAUAUCCGAGGAGAGAUCAGCGAAAUGGAGUGGCAGUUCAGAAGGAGGCAGCCGAUGGUAACCGGUGGGCCCCUUAGCUUAAGGCUAUUCCUUGAUCAAGAGUGGUUCAAGCAAGGAGGAGCAAGUAACGUUUCUCUGGCAAUCAGCUUCUUUGACUACACCCUUCCAUUCAUGCCGUUGGGUUCAGCCUCGAGUAUUUCUCCAGGCAGUGCUCUCCCUGCUUUCCACCAACUUCUGUCACCUCAGAGAUUUUUGUUGCGCUGCUAUUCAAUCAAGAGACAGGCUGCUAAUCUUAUCAAACACCCUCUUUUCUUAGAAAUGGCUGGAGCCCGUAUGCCACAGAGAGCAGAAUCGUUGAGGAACUUCGGUUCCCAAUGGAGACGGGACAGAGCUGCCCCACAGGACCUGGAUGACGGGGUUAUAUCUGCUGUUGAACAAGCUUCCAUAGGUCCUGUUUGGACCCACGGGGGAUCAAGUUUCGGAAACGCUGAUCUUCUUGUUCCACGCGAAUACCCCACGACCGCUGAACCCUCGGCAGCGCAUCUCAUCCGUAUUCGAACAUCCACCAAUCUGUUGCGAUGUCGACCAACAGAAUUAUACCUUGGAGCAACAACAAUCCGGCAACAGCUCCAUUUGCAUGUCUUUUCUGAUAGCAAUGUUUAUGAUCAAGAAACGGUCAAGGAAUGGUUAGAGGAGGUCAAAGAUGCAACCACGUUAUACCUUGGUUAG